This is a messenger RNA of Penicillium riverlandense, 765 nucleotides long. RefSeq names its product Mpv17/PMP22 family protein. The record is from RefSeq and is a predicted model, not a curated record. The transcript is spliced from 5 exons. Lineage: Eukaryota; Fungi; Ascomycota; Eurotiomycetes; Eurotiales; Aspergillaceae. Gene Ontology annotation, cellular component: cytoplasm; membrane. Bases 1 to 765 code for a protein of 254 amino acids.
AUGUUUCUCUCCUCCAAGCGUAAGGUUGUCGAUGGCCUGAACAGGCGAUAUAUCUACGGUCGCGUGGUAAGGCUGCGGCCGCCGCUUCCCGUGUCGUGUGACCAGCCCACUGACGAGAUCUUCUUUCUUCGCACCACAGUGCUGACCACUAUGGUGACCAACGCCGUGCUUGGUGGGAUCGCCGAUACCGUUGCACAGCUGAUCACCGCCGUGAAGGCGCGCUCGGCACAGAGGAGAUCCGAAAACCGGGACGACUUCAUGUCGAUAGAGAUUCACGACUUGGACAAGGAGAAGCCACCGGCGGUUGGGGAGAUUGGAUAUUACCGGAGCUCGCCGCCCCCCUUCGACUUUGAGCGCCUCACGCGGUUCAUGGCCUACGGUUUCUUCAUGGCCCCCGUGCAGUUCCAGUGGUUCGGCUUCUUGUCCAGGGCCUUCCCGCUCACGAAGAAGUACCCGACCACUCCGGCUUUGAAGCGUGUUGUCCUCGACCAGUUAAUCAUGGCGCCGAUUGGUCUUGCUUGUUUCUUCACAUAUAUGACGAUCGCCGAGGGCGGAGGCAAGAAGGCGCUGGGGCACAAGUUCCGGGAUGUCUACCUGCCCACACUCAAGGCCAACUAUGUCCUGUGGCCGGCGGUACAGGUCCUGAACUUCCGGGUCAUCCCCAUUCAGUUUCAGAUUCCCUUUGUUUCAUCCAUCGGUAUCGCGUGGACCGCGUACUUGUCCCUGACCAACGCUGCGGAGAACGCUGCGGAGUCGUCGUCCUGA